Cyphellophora attinorum is the source of this 1479-nucleotide messenger RNA. RefSeq names its product mRNA export factor MEX67. Gene Ontology annotation, biological process: poly(A)+ mRNA export from nucleus. Gene Ontology annotation, cellular component: nucleus. The record is from RefSeq and is a predicted model, not a curated record. NCBI's taxonomy places the organism in Eukaryota, Fungi, Ascomycota, Eurotiomycetes, Chaetothyriales, Cyphellophoraceae. The transcript has 2 exons. Gene Ontology annotation, molecular function: RNA binding; protein binding. The coding region runs from base 1 to 1479 and encodes 492 amino acids.
AUGUCGUUCGCGAGUCGCAUAACGCAACCUGGGCAUCACCAAAAUCAACAACAAUCACCAUCACAGACUGGCACGAUAUCAUUGGCAGUCAAAGGGUGGGCAUCAGGGCCGAAGUUCUCGCAGAAUCCGACAGAAGCGCAACAGAUAUUUCAUUCUUGGCUAGGGAAGAAGGCGGGACGACCAAUACUUAGUCACCGCUACGUUGGAAAUGCAGGCACGAUUUGCAUAAUCGAGGUCAAUGCCCAUGACCGACCACGGUUCGACCAUCUGAAUGGAUUUACGUUUUCAGGAGGAGUAAUUGUUGUGGAGGAUGCCAGACCACCCAAAAAUCAACAACAACAAAAUGGCAGCUUCAAUCCUCCAGCCGGACCUAGGCAAUCACAGUCACAGCCAUCGACCGGCGCACGAAUACCAAGCGGGCCGCGGUACGCAAAUAACACGAAAACCUUUGGCUCAGCAGCAGGAGGCGACACCUCCAUGAACGGCCAACCCGCCACGCAAGCUGGGUCGGAGAAGCAACAACUAGAAGCCAUUCUCACAAACGUCGUACGGAAACGCUACAAUGCAGCCGAGAAGUAUCUCACCCUCGAAUCCCUCGCCGCAGACCCGGACAUCGUCUCAGCAGGCCUGACGACAUCCUCCGCCUCAAAAGUCUUCACCGCGAUAUUCACCAUGUGCGAGAAAUUCGUCUUCGAAACGCCCGCAAAACGCCGGGACAUGGUCGUCAGCGUCUCCCUCAGCGGCAACGCGCUUGGCACGGUACAAGACAUAAUCGCUCUGCCAUCCACAUUUCCCAACCUCCAGAACCUCGAUCUAUCGAACAACCAGCUCAAGGAUACGAAGGACUUCAGAUUCUGGCGGAACAACAUGCGCAACCUCGAACACCUGAUAAUAACAGGCAACCCAAUCGACACAAACAUCGCCGAAAAAGAAAAACUCAUCCGCUGGUGGCGCAAACUAAAAAUGAUAAACGGCCAACCCAUCACCCGUGGCUCGUCCCUCGCCAACGCCAUGACCCUCGAACCCUCCAACACAAACGGAGGCCCAGACCGAACAGCCUCCCCCGCACCACCCUUCGCAUUCGCCAACACAUCCCGCCCAACACAGGGCCACCCCGAGUUCCCACCGGACAGCAACUUCGGCCUCCCCGAACCCGGCAAGACCGCUGAACAGCUACAAAUGGAGCAGAUGGGCCUGAAGUUCAGCUUCGAGACACGGCUGAAUAUGAAGAUGACGGAGCAAUGUCUAGUCGCGAACGGGUGGGAUUAUGACAAGGCGCUGCGGAAUUUGGGGGAAAUGCGCAAUAAGCGAUUGCGCGAGGAUUUCUGGGCUGUUAGUGGGGAUGAUGAUGACGAGCUGGAGAAAAUGUGGGAGGAGGGGAGUGAGCUUGGGGAGGAUGAUCACGUUAAUGCGCAGGAGGAGGCGGAGGAGAGGUUGACGUUUGCCAGGUAUCAUCGCGCUCACUUUGAGUCUGCUUAG